AAUUGUGCUUGUGUAUUUGUGUGUGUGUAUUUAUGCUCGUUCAUCAAUAUAAUACUAUAACUUAAUUCAAUUCAAUAAAGCUUAAACUAGAUAAUGCUUAAUCAACAAUUUAUGCAUAUAGAAAGUGCCAACUAGCUGAAAAAGAAGAAGCUCCAAAAGCAAAAAAAAUUGUGCAGCAGUAAGGAUCACUUCAAUUGGUUUCCAAUGGGUCAUCAUUUUAGUAAGCCAACAAUUGCACAGAAGUCCAUAAAAAAUAGUCAAAAACAAGUCGAGGAUCAGGCACAAGGAGAACUCUUAGAAAUUGAGCAAACAAUACAUUUGGAAAGUGUCGAUGAGGGAGUAGCAGCAGUCACAGAAGAAAUAACCAACAUUAAUACAAACUCAACGGCGGAAGUUCGUCAAAUAAUAAUCAAAAUACAAUUGGCCAAAAUGGAAAAUGGUAAUAAUGGUGGGCAGGUGCUAGAACAAGGGGAAAGCCAACAGCAAGGUGUUACCGCUGCUGCUGCUGCCAUAAUGUCUGCUACGGACACGCUCAAUGCAAAUGAGCCACAGCAGCAACAAAUUGUAAAUGUUACUUUAGGAGGCAGUCGAACUGCUGGCAGUUCCUCCUCCUCUCCAACAACAACAACAACAACAACGGAAGAAGCCCAAAAAAGCGAAAGACAGCAAAUGAAUAACAACAAUUUAGCGGGAAUAGCCAGUACUACUUCGGCGAUUAGUACGCUUCAAUUGAAAAACGACGACCAAGUCGACGAGCACCACCACCAACAACAUCAUAACGAUGUUGAUAAUCACAAUGAUGAUGAUGAUGUCGACAACGACCACGACGACGACGACGACGAUGUACUCGAUGAGUCGCUGCUGCGUCGGCGUGAUGCUCCUACCGAAACUGUUGACUAUUGUGAGGUUGAGGUGCUCGAAACGUUGCCAGUCAGCGAAAUGUUGUCGACGGGAACGCAACAAAUAACAGCAAAAUCAACUAACGGAAACAGUUGCUGUCGUAGUCGUAGCAAUAAAAUCUUAUCAAUGGGAGCUAAUACCUCAAACACCUCAGCAGCAGCAACAGCAGCAGCAACAACAACAACAACACAGAGUAGUAAUAGCAGUAGUAGUCGAAGACGUUGUUGUAAAUGUAAAUGUCGAGAUGCCUUAAAGGGUUUACGUGGAAUUUUGGAAUCAGGCAGUAAUACGUUAAGAGAUAAAAAGGAAUCGGCAAUUUUGAGAAAAUCCACAGCAUCAGCGGCAGCUUCGUCAUCAUCAUCGUCCACAAGACCUUUGGUCGAUCGUCGUUCAACGCCGGCAACAAGUUCAACAAUGACUUCACGUUUACAAACUCAAAGGAAACGCAAUUCCGUGGCCGUGCCACCCUCUGCAGCAAGUGUCCCAGUAGUGGCGCCCAACACUCCUGCCGCUCCUGCCUCUGCUGAAUCUAACCAAUUGGCGGCCAUUUGGUCAUCACCAUCGGUCAUAAUACACAUCAGUUCACCACAAUGUGUUAUCGAAUCACCUGGCAAUGCUCGUGUCACAGUUAGCCCACAUUUCCAUGUAUCUCAGAUGAUUGUAUCCUCUCCCACACCACCACAAGCACAACCGGCAACAACAGCAACAGUACCAGCAGCAGUAGCAGCAGUUCCAGGAACACAUCAAUUCCGUGUUACUGUCCAUUCGCAAAUUGAUUUUAUGCAUUGCUUGGUCCCCGACUUGGAGAAAAUCAUCAACAGUAGCUUCUAUUGGGGCAAAAUGGAUCGCUAUGAGGCUGAACGUUUAUUGGAGGGGAAACCUGAGGGAACUUUCCUGCUACGUGAUUCAGCGCAAGAGGAAUUCCUAUUCUCAGUCACAUUCCGUAAAUAUGGUAGAUCACUACAUGCCCGCAUUGAACAGUCUGGACAUAAAUUUAGCUUUGACUGUCAUGAUCCAUGCGUUUUUACUGCUAGUACUGUGACAGGAUUAUUAGAACACUAUAAGGAUCCCACUUGUGUGAUGUUCUUUGAGCCAUGUCUAACCAUGCCAUUGCAUCGCAGACAGACAUUCUCAUUGCAACAAUUGGCACGUGCCACAAUCGUAUCGAAUACAAGUUAUGAUGGCAUUAAUCAACUGGAAUUGCCUGGACGAUUGAAGAGCUAUCUCAAGGAAUAUCAUUAUAAACAAAAAUUACGAGUUAAGCCAUGUGAUCAGAAUACACCAGGAGCAUUUUAUGCCAAUGUAUAGUCCAAGGAUAAGGUGGUAGCAGCGGUAGCAGCUCCUCCUCCUCCUCCUACGACUAUCAGAAAUCAACAGCAGCAACAGCAAUUGCAGCCAAUUAGUUUCACCUACUAUGAUGAGGAUAUGGAAAGUGUUAGCGAGUCAAAUGUCUAUGAUGAUGAUGAUGAUGAGGAUGCUGUCAAUAUUCACGUCUCCUAUGUACAGCAUGCCGAAGUGGUGGCUCAAUUGCAACAGGCCACCAGAAGAAAUCGAAAUAAUAAUAAUAAUAAUCAAAAUCAUCAUCAGCAUGCGCUCUGGCGUUUGCCGCAACGUCUGGGCAGCGCUUUGUCUCGCUUAUCGGCCAAUUUGAAUUGUUAUCAGACGAAUAACAAUAGAAAGAGUGCGACAAAUCCAUUUAACUUCAAUAAGCGUGCCUGAUUAAAAGUCUAAAACCAAAAGGAUAACAAAUGAUUAACUUAAAACAAAAACCUAGAGACAAUCCCAGUGCAUUGUGUGCCGCCACCAAAAAAAAAAAAGAAAGGAAACAAAUAAACUAAUUAGAAAACAAA
This is a messenger RNA of Drosophila willistoni, 2750 nucleotides long. It is a transcript of the gene Socs36E, whose product is annotated as putative mediator of RNA polymerase II transcription subunit 26. Bases 205 to 2208 code for a protein of 667 amino acids. The record is from RefSeq and is a predicted model, not a curated record. Gene Ontology annotation, molecular function: 1-phosphatidylinositol-3-kinase regulator activity. Gene Ontology annotation, biological process: intracellular signal transduction; phosphatidylinositol phosphate biosynthetic process. NCBI's taxonomy places the organism in Eukaryota, Metazoa, Arthropoda, Insecta, Diptera, Drosophilidae. Gene Ontology annotation, cellular component: phosphatidylinositol 3-kinase complex. The transcript has 4 exons.